This is a messenger RNA of Platichthys flesus (European flounder), 2098 nucleotides long. Its product is annotated as oocyte zinc finger protein XlCOF22-like. Gene Ontology annotation, biological process: regulation of transcription by RNA polymerase II. Bases 217 to 1833 code for a protein of 538 amino acids. The record is from RefSeq and is a predicted model, not a curated record. NCBI's taxonomy places the organism in Eukaryota, Metazoa, Chordata, Actinopteri, Pleuronectiformes, Pleuronectidae. The transcript has a single exon. Gene Ontology annotation, molecular function: DNA-binding transcription factor activity, RNA polymerase II-specific; RNA polymerase II cis-regulatory region sequence-specific DNA binding.
GUAGCCCCACUGCCAUGCUAACUGCUAACAGAAGAAGAUGCUACUUGGCUAAACUCCUUUAGAUCCUUGUUUUUAAAAGCGAUCAUGGUCUCGUUACCUUCACGACUGUUUGUGUUACACUCGGUAGCAGCUAACUACGCCAUUUACUUUAACGUAGUGCUGGUAACUAUCUGUCUGUGGAGUUAGCUAGUGAGCUUGCUAGCUGGUGUCUCCAUAAUGGACGCGUCCACAGCGACAGUCCAGGGUCUGAGGCGGUUUAUCAGCGAGAGACUGAACGCUGCUGCCGCGGAGAUACUCGGAGCUUGCGAGACGACCAUCGCAAAGUACGAGGGCGAGAUCGACCGUCAGCGAAGACUGUUGGAAGUCAUCUGGCAACCGGAAAUCAAGCUGCACAGAACAGGUCUAGAACAGGAGAGGAGCCAGAGUCUGGACCAGGAGGAGAGGAGCCAGAGUCUGGACCAGAAGGAGAGGAGCCAGAGUCUGGACCAGGAGGAGAGGAGCCAGAGUCUGGACCAGGAGGAGAGGAGCCAGAGUCUGGACCAGGAGGAGAGGAACCAGAGUCUAGACCAGAAGGAGAGGAGCCAGAGUCUUGACCAGGAGGAGAGGAGCCAGAGUCUGGACCAGGAGGAGAGGAACCAGAGUCUGGACCAGAAGGAGAGGAGCCAGAGUCUCGACCAGGAGGACCCAGAGCCUCCGGAGGUGAUAGAGGACCAGGAGGAGAUCUGCUCCAUUGAGGAAGGAGAGCAGCUUGUUCUGAAGCUGGAGGAGGAUGAGGAGGAUGAGGAGAACUUGCAGCUUGUUUCGAACAAGGGGCCUGAUCCGGAUAAGGUCUUGUUGAAUCCUACGUCCGAGGAGAGACCCCACAGGGAACCAGAACCAAACGAGGACCAGCUCCCCCCUCUCGACUCUCCUGCAGCCCAGAGCCAAGAUCUCAAUCAAAACACGCAUGAAAACUCAAGAUCAACUUCAGACAAGAUUCGUCACGUCCCCAAGAGGCGGGCAAAAAGCAAAAGGCAAAACCAGAACCUCACCGUGUCAAAGGUUUCCUCGAUUAGCUGCAGCGAUGAUUUUGAGUGCGACACGUGUGGCAAAGUCUUUCAAUGGAAGUCACGAUUGAUAAAACACGCCAAAGUCCACACGGACGACCAGCCGUUCUCCUGCAAAACAUGUGGGAAACUUUUCAAACACAAGCAAAGCGCGGCGUUCCACAUGAGAGCGCACACGGGCGAGAAACCUUUCUCCUGCAAAACGUGUGAGCGAAGUUUCGCGUGGGGCAGCAGCUUGAAGAUCCACAUGCGAACGCACACGGGAGAGAAACCCUUCUGUUGCAAGAUAUGUGGGAAAAGUUUCCGAUUUAGAGGAAGCUGGCGGGUGCACGUUAAAUCGCACGGGAAUGAAAGACCGUAUUCCUGCAAACCGUGUGGGAAGACUUUCACAUCCAAGGGUGGUUUGCAGUAUCACAUGAAAACCCACUCGGCCAAGAAGACGGACUCUUGUGCAGUUUGUGGAAAAACGUUAAGUAGCAUAGCGCAGCUAAAAUUGCAUAUGAGAAUCCACACGGGAGAGAAACCCUUCUCUUGUAAACCAUGUGGGAAAGAUUUCCGAUUUUCCAAUUCAUACAGAAGGCACAUGAGAACACAUUCGGAUGAGAAGCCACUGGUUUGUGACGUCAGUGGGAAGAGCUCUGGUCUGUUGUCAAACUUACAACAGCAUAAAAAUAUCCAAACUGACACAAAGCUACACACCUGCAGUACAUGCGGGGAAGACUUCAGAAUCGGGAGCGAAUCGGAAGCUCACAUCCGUAACGUGCACCCUGGUCAGAAACCAGUGUGAGGUUACAAAGAUAAAUAGACUUAUAAAAAAUAACACACAUUCUAACAUCACGUACUUGAAAAUACUUCUGGAUUUUUAUUCGCAAGAGAGACAUGCAACGUUUGGAAUUAUGUGUGGCCCUGUUAAAGGAAAAGAGUGAAUCAGGAUUCAGAAAAUCUGUGUUUUCUCAAUGUAACAUUCCCUACCAUGUAUGUAUAAUGCUUUUACUAUUUGUGUACUAAUGCGUCAGUGCUUUUGUACUUUAUUAAAGUUUCUUGAAUCAUGA